UUUUAAUUAAACAUCUUAUUUAUCUUAGUAUAAAUAAGAGUAAUGGAAGCAAGACUGAGUUGAUUUCAAGCGUAGAUGAAUCAACAGAUUACUAAUUUCAUAGAGAAAUGAAAAACAUAUUGGAAAAUUUUCAACUAAAUUUGCAUAAUUUGAUGAAUCACAUUUCAAUAAAACAGAAGACAUAUAUAAAGGUUAAAAUAGUUAUUAAUAAUAAGGCUAUUUUCACAAAUGAAUUAGACUAAUAAUGAUUUUAUCUUUUCUUCAUUAAUAGCGGAGAACCUAUUUAAUU
Molecule: messenger RNA, 289 nt
Organism: Paramecium sonneborni
Lineage: Eukaryota; Ciliophora; Oligohymenophorea; Peniculida; Parameciidae
Source: the annotation of a GenBank genome assembly